Messenger RNA from Diabrotica virgifera virgifera (western corn rootworm), 853 nucleotides. RefSeq lists its product as uncharacterized. The transcript has 3 exons. The record is from RefSeq and is a predicted model, not a curated record. The coding region runs from base 138 to 716 and encodes 192 amino acids. Gene Ontology annotation, molecular function: structural constituent of chitin-based larval cuticle. Gene Ontology annotation, cellular component: chitin-based extracellular matrix. NCBI's taxonomy places the organism in Eukaryota, Metazoa, Arthropoda, Insecta, Coleoptera, Chrysomelidae.
GUGGUAUUUCUUUAUCUUGUAGGUUUGAAAGAGUAGGAGGAAUAUAAGACGCUAAAGUGUGCCGAAGUGACCUCUCUAUGAAAUUCGCAAAUGUUGCAAUCGUUCAGGCACUAAUAUCUUGUGUUGUGAUUCUCUAAAUGGAUAUUUUGACGGUUCCGUUUAUAUUGCUUCAAAUACUGUCAUAUGUGUUAUGGAUUGAAGCAUCCCCUCUUUUACCACAAAACAAAGAUAGCAUUGUCCUGGACUAUUCAAACUAUAAUAGCUUUCAACCUAAUGGUCAAGGUACUUAUUCCUUUGGUUACGAAAUUGAAGAUCCAGAUACGCAAAAUAUUCAGUUCAGAGAUGAAGAAAGGAAAGCCGAUGGUACAAUAAUUGGAAGCUAUGGUUGGGUAAAACCUGAUGGUAAUAUUAUUAUGGUUAGAGCCAGCGUCGAGGGAUCCGAAGGUGAAUCUAAACGAUAUGGAGAAAUAGAACCUAACGAUCUUGACUUUCCGAAAGAGAAUCCUAUUCUAGAGCAUGCCAUAGAAUCUCUAAAGUACAUGAAUCGUCCAUCUACUCACGAGAAACACUUAAGACCAAUAGAUCAAAAUUUUAACUUCCAGGAAAUCAACAGUCAUAAUGGAGAGUCCGAAUAUUUAUAUGACCCAAACUUUUUACUACCAAAAGGAUAUGUAGAAGAUUAUAUUGAGCCUAAAAGGAUAUUUUUUUCCUAUUAGCACAUAAUAUCGAACUGAACAUUAAAAUUAGUUUUAAUAGUUGUAUAUAAAAUAUGUUGAACACUGCUUUUAAUUUAUUUUUUGCUAUUCUGUUAAAAUUAAAUUAGUUAUAGAGAUAAUUAUAUUUUAUACAAUUU